GAUGCGCAGGUGUGCUCAGCUAGCUUGUGACGCGAGAGCAACUAGAGGUUCUCCUUCACGUGAUAAAAUGUUUUGUUCACCCUCUAGGUUUAUAAGUCACCUUAACUUUUGUUUGUUGCUCUGAAGAAAGCAUCGUGUGAAGAGGAGAAAAUAGGGUUAGCAUCUGACUUCCAGGUGUCAUUUCAGACGGCUAUAUUUGCUACUUUCAACAACAACAAAGGUAGCAUUUGGUGGUAUGGCACAUACAACCGGAGGCAAAGUCGUUAUGGAGGAGUUUUUUAAAACGGUAGGGGAGCUGAGGAGCCUCAUACAAAAGAUGUCCUGUCAAGUGGACGAAGUGGAAAAAAGACAAAGUACCCUUCUUGCUUCCUCCAACCCAGACAAGAAAUGCAGAGAUGAGCUGGAGUUGCUUAAUAAGAAAAUCAAGACUGAUGCGAACUUGUUCCGAGCCAAGUUAAAAACUUUGCAGGAUGCUUUCCCAGCAGACUGUAGUGACAAUGGUACCUCGGUGAUGCAACGCAUUAGGAACAAUCAGCACACACACUUGACUCGGUGCUUUGCUGAGCUCAUGACGAGUCACCACAACACACAGGUGGCCUUCAGAGAGAAAUGCAAAGGCCACAUUAAGAGACAGCUGCAGAUUGUGGACAAAGUGACCACAGAUGAGGAGCUGGAGGAGAUGCUGAACUGCCACAAUGUGACCAUCUUCAUAACAGAUAUUGUUGAUUCUGGUGCUUGUAUUUCGAGCAAGGCUCUGAGCGACAUCAAGUCUCGUCACGAGGACAUAAUUCACUUGGAAGCAAGCAUCAGAGAGCUGCACGAGAUCUUGGCUGACACUGCCAUGCUUCUGGAGAUUCAGGGGGAGUUGGUGAACAGCAUAGAAAAGAAUGUGGCGAGUGCUGCAGAGUAUGUGGACGAGUCCAGAGAAGAGACCCAAAAGGCAGUGACAUACAAGAAAAACCCUUACAAGAUAUUGUCUCUGCCGAGAUUCUUCAGAUCCUUCAGAAGGCAAACAGUGGCCAAAACAGUCACAGGUCCAAACACGUCAGACUAAGACCACAAUGACAGAACUCCUUAUGCUUACGGAACUUUGACUGCUCAUGACUCACAGUCUACAACACCAUUUAAACUACUCAUUUCGAAGUUAAAUAAUAAUAGCAGAGUUAAAUUGAAAGACACUUGAAUCAAGCACGGUGAGGGCAAGCAUCAUUAUGACACAAAACACCCCUUUUAUUUAUUAAAACAAGAGCCAUUGGAAACCAUAGGCCUCCACUAAGGCCAGAUUUUUUUGGGGGGGGGGUGAUCCAAAUUAAUGUGCAGAGGCCGUUAGCAGAGCUGCAGGCUGCUUGUCAACCCGGCAGCCUGUGCUAUCAUUGACUUCCCAAUAGGGGACGGAAGUACACUGGCACUGACGUGUGAGAUUACUUCACCUUCCCCAUUCCUUUUUGCUUUGCGUUUAGCCAUAUGAGUCCUGACUCCCUCAUUCACUUCUCCCAAUAAACUUAAUACUGUAUGUGACUUGUUACUUUUUCAGAUUUAUCUUUCUUCUGCUGUCAACAGUUGUGAAUUCAUGUCCUUUUAUUGAGGGGAAAAAAUAAUACACUUAACAGAUUGGUUCUGAAUGUGAAAUUCCUUCAACUUUCUUCUGCUGAUGCAGGAGAUGGAAUCCCAUCAACAAUAUGUAAAUCAUUGUUCCUUUGCAAUGUACAGUUAUAGUAGUUUUACCAUGGUCAUCAAUUCACACCUUUGCUUCUGCUCCUUUAUGUAAUGCAGUAUAAGCAGUGCAGUAAUUCAGUUUCAUGGCAGUGAUCAGACUUGUCCCCGCAUUAUAGGAACGCUGCCAUGUUGAACCCAAUGACUCCCCUCCCUCCUCAUCUCAGUGUCCUGGAUAAAAUUUCACAGGACCAUGUGCACUAUGAUGAAAAGACAAAUUUCUAAAUGCGGCGCAAAGGAUGAGAAGAACAAUGUAAUUUGAAGUGUAGAAAGUGGAAAGAGACAUUUAAUUAUAUUGGAUUUUCAAAAGGAACCAGACACAAUCUUAUAUAAAACAUGCUUUCUUUAUUGGUGGUGUCAGGGUGGUGGGACCCACAGGAAGUGGGUUUGGCCACAACUUAAAACAACUGAGGGAUGUUUACAUGUUGAUCUGGAUGUGUAUUGUGUGGCCCUGUUUGUUUUAGUUGACAGGUCAUCCUUUGGAGCAAACAGCAGGCUAGCAAGACCCAAGUGUACCCCUGUUGGAACUUGGAAUGGACUACAAAGAUGGAUUUGUUUGGAUGGGAGCCACAGCGUCCAUGGCCUUCUUCACGGUCUCCUCGUCACCCAGGAAGGACAUGGGCUUCACGGGCUUCAGGUUUGCAUCCAACUCGUAGACGAUGGGAAUCCCCGUGGGCAGGUUCAGUUCCAUGAUUGCGGCGUCGGACAUGCCUGAAAAAAUGCACAUAUCGGAUAAAGCGCGAUGACAUCAUUCCAGAAAGGCAGGGCACGGGCGAUGGUGUCCUUCAGUGACUCACAGUUCACCUCACUGAUGAUGGAGUGGUAAGGGUGGUCCUUGUCCAUGGGCGGAGGUGGGAUGUCAAAGGAACGUCGCCAGAUCUUCACCUGCUCCUCACCGUGCUUGGCGGCCGUCUCGGCCUUGUUGAGACCAGUGAGGCCUCCGUAGUGGCGCUCAUUGAGGCGCCACGUACGGAUCACAGGCAGCCACAUCUGGUCCGUGCCCUCCAUGAUUGUCCACAAGGUCUUGACGGCACGUUUGAGCACAGAGGUGUAGCAGAUGUCGAACUUCAUGCCCGCAUCUUUGAUGGCCUUUGCUCCUCGCGUAGCCUCUUCCACGCCUUUCUCGCUGAGGUCAGCGUCGAACCAGCCACAGAAGCGAUUCUCCUGGUUCCAGGCACUCUCCCCGUGGCGGACGAUAACCAGGCGAUGAACAGCCGCCAUGCUUGAAGCGAUUUUACCAGCAUGAGCCCAGGAAUUGUGUGACUGGCAAGCCCCCUUCAAGUUACACCUGUGAGAAGCCUUCAUACCGCGAUGGACACGCACACUUGGCCAAUAGGAGCAGACACAUGCGUGUGCUGUCUGUGAAGGCCAAAGGUUAGCUGUUGAGCCAAAAUAGCAACAUGACUUUUCAAGUCAGAUCUGUUGAACAAAAGUGUAAAGAGCAGACAUAACACUCUUGACAUUAGAUAGUUUAACACUGAGAGGAUUUUAGUCAACUUUGGCCCACCACUGUACUGUUAAGAGUCUAAGUCACAGCACAAGGUUUCAGCAUACAGGUAGUGUACAAUAUGGUGAUUAUAUGGAUAAGAAUUAAUGCAAUAAGAUAUUGCAACACAUUUUAAAGUUUCCACUGACGCAGAAUGUUGCAGAAACACAUGCCAUGGCAGGGGUGUCAAACUCAUUUUUGUCACGGGCCACAUCGCAGUUAUAAUUUCCCUCGGAAGGCCGCUACGACUGUGGACCCAUAUAAAUGAAAGAUUAUCUAAUAUACUGUAAUUACAGUAUACAAAACAUAUUGAUGAAUAACCAGUUUUGAAAUCAGAAGCCUAUAAAAAACAUGUUUUUCAACUAUUACAUUUCUUUUCAAAGGGGGAUUGGUAACAAAAAAAAAAUUCUUGCAAAUAUGUCAAUGGUAUGACACCAAAAAGCAAUUAGCGAUUUUGAUUUGCUUUCGCGGGCCAUAUAAAAUUAUGUGGAGGGCCUGAUCUGCCCCCGGGCCACCAGUUUGACACCUAUGUGCCAUGGCAUCUAACAGGACACUUCAUUAGCAAAGCCUGCACAAUCUAAUAUGCUGCAAUAAAACAACUUAAAUCUGCCUUUACAUAUUCUGAUAAAAUAUUCUGCCUCCAUCUGCCUUUACAUAUUCUGAUAAAAUAUUCUGCUUCCACAAAGAUAAUAAUGUCAAAAAAGUCAAAAAAGGUUUUGCAAUAAACGGCAAUCAUUCAUGUGAUUGUGACCAAUAUUUAAAAACAGAAUAAAUUCAUACGAAACAAAUGAGGUAGAUUGAGAGGAUGUAUAGCUGUUGACAAGCACAAGCAGUCAAGAAAAAAGAAUAGUGAUAAGGAAGAAGAAAAAUUGGUCCAUAAAACUGCUCAAGACACAAGGAACAAGGUAGGGUGGGGUGCUGUUUUAGAAACAUUUUCAUUAAAGAGAUCCCUUUGACUCUUACAAAAGAGGGGGGAUCACAUAUGAAGAACAUCAAUGAUAGUCAAAAAGUCCAAAAUCAGUUACCCAAUUAAACAUUUUUUAAAAAACACAUCUGGCCCACACAACCUUAGGUUUGUGAAAUGGAUUAAAGCUUGGUCAUAAAUGGUAUAUAAUAUCAGAACAUUGUUGGAUUUAAAACUAAAAUUAAUGUUGUAUAGUGUGAUUCAAUCAAUUGUGGGAUACUAUAAGAGGGGUUGUGAUGGGCUAGAUAUCCCAAAACCAAAAUAAAACAGUGGACCCCCUCUGUUCACG
Molecule: messenger RNA, 4452 nt
Organism: Phycodurus eques (leafy seadragon)
Lineage: Eukaryota; Metazoa; Chordata; Actinopteri; Syngnathiformes; Syngnathidae
Product: syntaxin-2-like
Exons: 12
Coding region: 236-1054 (272 amino acids)
Biological process (GO): exocytosis; intracellular protein transport; synaptic vesicle fusion to presynaptic active zone membrane
Cellular component (GO): plasma membrane; synaptic vesicle; endomembrane system
Molecular function (GO): SNAP receptor activity; SNARE binding
Source: RefSeq, a predicted model, not a curated record